AUGAGGAGUAACACCCUAUAAAAAUGUGAGAUGACGCGUUGCGAUGUGCGUGCUGCGUUUUAUUCUGAUGGGAUCCAGCUUUCCAGUUUUAUCUAUACGCCUACAUGGACGGCUCUGGAUUAUGCUUAUUCUUCCUCAGAGCCGUUAAGUCUUCGUACCUUCCGGAAUAAUAAUACAAAAGUAACCUUCGGUGCAACACAAGACUACAGCUCAGACGCACAACCUCUUCGUCUUCUUAGAAAUCCAGAGCUCUAACUGGAGUAGAAGCCAUGGAUAAUCCCCGUGAUGCUAUAAGUAGGACCUUCUGCAAUGGUGUUCCUGAAAAUAAGACUGUCUCGCUGGUGAAUAAAGAACAUGGGCAGCAGAUAUUAAAAGUUUUGCAAAAUUUUCGUGAUCAAAAUAUCUUUUAUGAUUUUCAUAUAAUUGUGAAAGGAGAAAGCUUUCCCUGCCAUCGCUGUGUUUUGGCUGCAGGUAGUGAUUUUUUCAGAGCAAUGUUUGAGGUGGACAUGCGAGAAAGAGAUAACGGAAGUGUCAUGAUUUCCAGCUUGUCUCCCAAAGCAGUGAAGGCCUUUCUGGAUUUUGCUUACACUGGAGAAAUAGCUAUAAAUGAUGACAAUGUAGAGAUGCUUUUCCAGUUGUCAUCCUUCCUCCAGGUGUCAGUGCUUUCUAAAGCUUGCAGUGAUUACCUUGUGAAGACACUUGAUCUCACCAACAGUCUGCAGCUCUUAUCCAUAGCUGAAAGCUAUGGAUCAGCCCGCUUAUAUGAUCAAGCCUUGCAAUUUGUACAGCAACAUUUUUCAUUACUCUUGAAGUCUAGUGAAUUCUUGGAGAUGAAUAUUGGAAUGUUAGAAAAAUGUCUUGAAGCAGAUGAACUGAAUGUCCCCAGUGAAGAGGUGGUAUUGAGAACUAUUCUUCAGUGGGUUAAUCAUGAUAUAGACUCUCGGUUAAAGCAUUUACCAAAUUUGCUUAAACUUACCAGGCUGCAUCAGUUACCUGUAGAAACACUUCAGGAAUUUCUUCAGUCAGAAAAUUUGUUGAUGAACAACACUACCUGUUUUAAAGCCAUGACUGAAGUUGCUCAUAGCCUUGAGGAAUUAGGUGGCUUGUUCCCAGAUGCACGUCCCUCAACUACAGAAAAAUAUAUUCUUGUUCACAAAACAGAAGAAAAAGAAAAGCUGCAUAGUACAUUUUGCUAUAAUAUUGAAACAGACAGGUGGAAAGAGCUAAGCAGUACCAACAUUCGUGACUUACCAGGGUGCAGUUUGGCCAGUUUUGGAGAAAAGUUGUUCAUGACUGGUGGUUGUAAAGGGAGCUGUUGCAGGGCAGUACGUUUGCAUAUUACUGAACCAAAUCAUGAUGCCAGUGAUGAAACCUGGUGCUAUUGUCCACUUAAAAAUGAUUUUUUUCUAGUGUCACACAUGAAAAACCCAAGAACAAUGCAUGCAUCAGUAAGAAUCUUAAAUCAGUUGUUAGUAAUAGGUGGAAAGACCAGAGGAGGACGGAACAUUAGAAGCCUCUUGGAUGUUGAGUCUUACGAUCCCAUUACCAAAGAAUGGAAACUAGUAAAUUCCUUACCAAGAGGGAUUUAUUACCCAGAAGCUUGUGCCUGUAAACAUAUUGUUUAUGUCCUGGGUUCUGAGUUGGAGAUUUCUGAUGUCUAUAAUCCAUCACUAGACUGCUUUUUCGCAUAUGAUUCUAUUAGUGGUCAUUGGUCAGAACUUGUGGCAGAAUUUGGGCAGUUCUUUCAUGCUACAUUAAUUAAAGCUGUACCAGUGAACCACACAUUGUACAUAUGUGACCUUUCUACAUACAAAGUCUAUAGUUUUUGCCCAGAGACCUGUGUUUGGAAAGGGGAAGGGUCAUUUGAGUGUGCCGGCUUCAAUGCAGGAGCUGUUGGGAUUGCUGACAAAAUUUAUAUAUUAGGAGGGGACUAUGCCCCAGAUGAAAUCACAGAUGAAGUUCAGGUUUACCACAGCAACAGAUCAGAAUGGGAAGAGGUCUCACCAAUGCCUGAAGCCUUAACAGAGUUUUACUGCGAAAUGAUUCAGUUCAACAGAUACAGAGACCCAUGGAAACAGUAAACGAUAUACACUGCAAUAUAAUGUAUACAUUUACAGUUAUUCAGCUCUGUUUGCAUCACAGGUACUGAGCCAUUCUGUAAAUCUGUAGAGUAUUCAUUGGUUUUCAGAAUGUUAGGAAAAUAGCAGAGAUACACUUACCUUAUCAAUUGGGUAACUGUUGGACUUUCUUUUUUCUGCAUUCCUCAGAUCAGCAACAUAUUUCGGUCUUCUUCCUGUACUUAGAGUGUGACACAUAAUAAUAUCAUCAUGUGUUAAGCUAAAAGAGUACAAAAAGUUUGUCUGCCUCUCAGUUUGAGUUCUGUUCAUGAACUGUGCAGAGUUCCCCAGACAGGAAGCUGAAAAACACAACAUACAAUAAACAUACAUACACACAUAUGUAUAAAAUAUGCCCAGCUUCAAGGAAAAUUCAUCCACACCCCCUCUGGAUGCUUUCCAGGUACAUGGGGUAAGAAGGGGUUAGUAAGCACCACUGACAUGGUGAGAAUUUAUCUGUUGUAUAUGACUUCAGGGGACUUCUGCGGUGAGUUAAAAAGACUCAUAGGCUGUCAAAAAGUGAACGUCCAUGAUACUACAGUAAUUGGAUGAACAAAAACUGAGGGCUCAGAAGGCUGAAUUCUGUAACUCUGAAAAGUCAGAGAAAGCACCCUCCGCCCCCCGUAACUAUGAUCCAAACAUUAAUGAUUGGUGAAGGUCUGGAUUGAUGACCAAGUGCCUGUGGCACAUAUGGCUGUAGAGAAGACAGUUUUGAAGGAAGCAGUGGAAGCAGGCACAUUUGUAGUGGUGCAUCUUUUGGCCACAGUGAUUUCCAUUUUGUAGUUUGCCAGACACUGCAAGCCUCUUCCUCCCAGGAAUAAAGGGGACUAAAUGUAUUCACUGAAUUUAUGAAAAACUGAGCCAAGAGUACAUAUGUGCAGAAUCUGAAGGGCCAUCUUACUUCUGGUUUCUUCCUGUAUAAGAAUAUGGGGGUGAAUGGUCUCAUUUAGGAACAAUUGUGGUAUAACUUUCAGGAGGAAAGAUGAUGGAUCUAUUGGACACUUAAUCCUUAUGAAAAAUAAAAUCAGAUUCCAUACAAGUAAAGUAUAGGAACUCUGAGAUCCUGUGAACAAAGAUAAUCAGCAAAAAAAGAAAAAGCAUCUUCUAAGAUAACAUGAAUCACUGAACCACAAAUUUACCAGGUCAUACAGUGGACAGCAAAGUAUGUUGGUUAUGAAAUUUAAGCCCCAUAGAGGGGAAAGUUUCUUCAAAAUUGGAAAAGGUACAAAACAUCUUUAAGGAACUACUUAACCAAUUUCUGGGCCAAAGUUCUGCCCCCACCCAGGUCUUGAUGAGCAUAGAUGCCAGAGAUGUGCACCUUGACCUUGAGUGCUGUGUAACUAAACCCAAGUAAUACAGGUGUCUAAAGUAAGUCACAAUCACCUGUAAAUUACUGAGACAGAAUAGGUUCAGUGUGGCAAUCUACGCAAAUGUACAGUCUUUUUCUGGUGGCAGAAUGCAGCUGAAUGAUGGAAAGCUUUAUGAUGCAUCCGUCACCUCUUAGACUCCUGCUGUGAAGUCUGGAGAAAGCAGGGAGUCUAAAUGGGAUGCAGUGCUUUGAUGUGGAACCAGCCAUUGCCUUUUCUGAGUGGAAUUCUUCUGUGUUAAGUGGGUUAGCUGUCUGAACUGCUAAAGACUUGAGAGAUUCUGAAACCAUGCUAGUAUCCACUGGUAGUGGGCAGUGACAAUAAGCAUUGGUCUCUCUUGUGUGAAUUUUAUGAUAAGGUGUAAAAUCAGUGGGAAUUGGGGGGGAAAGUGAACAUUAAUCAUCUUUGCCAGUGGAGAGUGAAUACAUCCACCAUCAACUCCUUGUCAUGUUAAAUUGAGCAGAACAAGAAGAGGAUAAUAUUCUGUGAUGUGGCAAAAAGAUUGCUCCCUGGAUUAUCCCAUUCCCAAAAAAAUUGAAAUAGGAUUCCUAAAUAUUUAACUUUAUAAGAAUAGUAGCCAGAGCUGCAGGAGCCCAGCACAUUUACUUCCCCUGGGAUAAGAGUAGCUGUUAUGGUAAUGUUUUUGUAUUUUACUUAUUGACAGAUUGCAUAAUUUCUCUUCAAAAUGAGUAUGAGCAUAUGUUACCCUGUUCACUCAUGUGCCACACCAUGGGACUGGUUGUCUUAGCAGAACAGGACGGGCUUUUGUCACAAGUUCCCAUUCCACAACUUUCAGCAGAAGAAGGCCUAUACCUGGUGUAGAUACACUAGAGUCCCCUUUUCUGGGUGAUUAAUUUCCUCAUGAAUAUGGAGAGAGGCUUAGAUGGGCUUUCCAUCCUGCAAAUGAAGCAUGUCAUCUUGACUUGCAUUAGGUUUUGCUGCAGGAUGACUUUCGGUGAGUUUGGUGGAGAAAAGCCACAAUUCCAAACACAGCAGGUGGUAAAUGAAGAUUGGUGGUUACUUCAUCAUCACUGGCUAUUUGUCAUUAUUGUACACUUACUAAGGAAGAAGGCAGGGAGAUUUCAGUCAGCUCCUGGAGGACUUCAUUAGCCUGAGAGUCUACCCAUUGAAAAGGUUGCCAUGAUGAAUUAUAGGGAGAGGAGAAUCCAUUGUCCUUAUGCAUGAACUGAAGGUCUUUGAAUUCUCUAAGUCCCAUUCUCAGAGCAUAGAAAAUAGAAAGAACCUCCUGUACCAAUAGCUUCAGGAUGAGCCAGUCUGCAUUCACUUGACACGUAGGGUCAGUGAGUAAUGGGUAAAUGCCAGAGGGCUGACAGCAAGGCUCCAGCAUCAAGGGAAACAUGAACUGUAUGUGUUUGUGAGGUUUACAGACACCAGUGUAUGGCAAAAUUUUGGCAUCAAGCCAUGCUGUCUAAGGCUACCACAGACAUCUGUGAUGACACUUCCAUACUGAACAGUUGGUAAAUGUCUCAGGUUUGGACCUGUUCAGUAAACCCUGCUGGUGAGGAAUAACAAAGUAGAUUCUCCUAAACCUGUGCUGGACUGUAGAAGCCUGAAAAAAGGAGUCCUUUAUUUUACAUGUGAUUAUGAAAUCUCCACCAGGAGAGUCAAUUAAUUCCUUCAUGGUUUCAAGCUGGAACAAGUAUGCUGUGGUCAGUCAACCCUCGGGGGGAGUGGUACAAACAACCAGUGAUGCACUUUUUAAAUUGGUUGCCAGGGGUAUACUUUUACAGUAUUUUCAUGGUCUGCAGAUGACUGACACAAGCAUGACCCUUCACUAGUAGAAGGGCAGGUGGCAACACGUGCACCUUAAGACCAACUCAGGGAUAGCUGCACCUGUAGAAGGGUGUGGCCGUUCUGCAGCCUCUGAUUACUUAUCAUCUGUCAGUAUUCUGGCACCAUCUUCAUUACAUGAGGAGCCCUUCUACCAGUCCUGUAUUGGCACCCUAGAAUUAUGCCAUUUUAAGGGAAGUGAGGUAGACAUUCAGUGCCUUUAGGUAGGUGAGUUAAAUUUAAAUCAUUGUCAAAGUAUGGAAGAAGAGUAGGAAAGAGUAUCAGUUUUGCUGGCUUAUCUAUUUUGUGGAGGUGAAUGUAGUUUUUUGACCGUGGCUGCAGCCUAUGGUGGAGACUUGGGGAAUUCUAGCCCUGCCAUAAUAAUGGAGACUUGCCCCCCAGAUUGCCUAGUACUUGGCCCACAUGAUGUCAUUGGUACUUUGGGUGUGCAGCAGGACUGUGAGUAGGUAUAACAAACUUCUGAAUCACCUCAGGAUCAUCUUGGCCUGACUCUUCCCUCAUCUGUCAGUGUGGCUACAUCUAGCCAGUAGGGGAACAAAUGGAUCACAAGGGUAAGGCAGACACAAUGAUCUAUAAGGAAAGGUCAAAAAAGUCACUUCCAGUUAUGGCAGUGCUUAAUAUCAUGUGUCUCUGUCAGCCAAUAAAGAUACAUGUAUGAAUUUUGGCUUAGGGUUAGGCAGUCAAAGGAACACUCUACAGGUUUUAGCUGUCUAGGUAUUAGUAUGCAGAACUGUUUGGAGCCAUUUCUGAACUCUAUGAGUGGCAGUAAAGAUGUUAGUGCAGGAGCUGGGUGUUGCCUCCUGAUUUAAUGUGUGAUGCCGUGGUAUAAGCUGGCGGGGGCUUACGUGCUCCUGAGCAUAAGAAUGAGACAGAAAUGAAUACAGUGCCAGAAAUUACAGAAGAAAUCGUAAUGAUUAUCUAUUGUAGAAGGUGUCAGAUAUCAGAUUCAUCUUGUUUUCUUAUAUGGUGUCAUUGUUUAACUAAUCUAAAUAAAACAAAUCGAUAACCAUA
Molecule: messenger RNA, 6304 nt
Organism: Protopterus annectens (West African lungfish)
Lineage: Eukaryota; Metazoa; Chordata; Ceratodontiformes; Protopteridae
Gene: KBTBD3
Product: kelch repeat and BTB domain containing 3
Exons: 3
Coding region: 270-2081 (603 amino acids)
Molecular function (GO): protein binding
Source: RefSeq, a predicted model, not a curated record